Molecule: messenger RNA, 522 nt
Organism: Coccomyxa subellipsoidea C-169
Lineage: Eukaryota; Viridiplantae; Chlorophyta; Trebouxiophyceae; Coccomyxaceae
Exons: 6
Coding region: 1-522 (173 amino acids)
Source: RefSeq, a predicted model, not a curated record
AUGUGCAGGACUAAGGAGUUGAAAGGAGACAAUGAAGUGACCUGGCCAUCCGAAAAGGUCACAGAGCUUUGGAAGGUGUUCUUCAAGCCUAACGAGGGCUACAAAGAUGUUUUUGGCAUAACAUGGCCACUGCGCAAGGACCUGCCAAAGCCCUCUGAGGAGGACAAACAAAGGGCAUACGCAGCUGCAGCCAAAGACUUGGUGAACAUCGAUCCUCCUGAGCGCAAACGCAGGAUUAUCCUUGGGAGCGUACUGUCGGGGGUGACGAUUCUGGCGAUGUUCACAGCAGCAAAGUUGCACGCGCACCCACUGGAGCGUGCAUGGCUGCUGCUUCCCUUCUUCCUUGGCGCGGCAGAGAUUGCAUCUGGCGCCGGCGUUUGGGACGUGGAUGGAACUGGCAUGCAGGCCAUCAACGACCCUGAGGUCGACCUGGGCAUCCGAAAGAAGGUCAUCAGCUAUGUCUCGAAAGGGGCAGUGGCUACUUUGUUCGUGAUGGGGCCCUACAUCCUGUGGCCCUUCUAG